AUGAUUACUACUAUCGAUUCACGGAAUUUCUGUGAUGCUUUCAAUAAAAUAGAAAGUUUACUUAAAAAAGCCACAUUUGUUGCUAUCGAUUUUGAAUUUUUUGGUCUUCCAAAACAUUUACAACAACAAUAUCAACCUUCUUUAUCAGACACACCAGAUAAAAGGUAUAUUAAAUUAGCAAAAGGAGUUAAAUCAUUUCCUCCCUGUCAAAUGGGAUUGACAUUAUUUAUGGAGAAAGAUGAUGGAAAAGCUUAUGAUGUACAUCCAUAUAGAAUGUAUCUUUACAAACAUACUUCAUUAAUAGAUGAUGGGAAUGAUGGUGUUAAUUUUUGUAAUUCUCAGGAAUUGGAACGUUACAAAAAAUUACUAAUAAGUGAUUUUCCAGAUUUUUCAUUUCUUGGUGAUAGUUUUACUACAAAAUUAGAAACAUUAAAAAUUGAAUUAGAAGGAAAAAUGGAUUUAUGUUCAUCUCCUCCUGAAUUGGAUUCUUCUACGUUUUCAAGGAAUUUAUCUUCAUCACAAUUAUCAAUAAGGCAACAUUCAGCAUUAGUAGUAAAUAAUAAUUCUGAAUUAGAAUAUAGUAGUGGAGUUGUUUAUACAUAUUUUUUAACAGGUGAAGUUACUGUUGCAUCAAGUUAUGAUAGUAAACAUGUAUUAUGGAAUGAACCACUUAGUCAAUUAGAAAUUAAUGCUGUUUUAUAUGAUCUAACUUUACGAUAUCCAUGGUAUACAUUUAAUAUUGAAGAUGGUUAUAAACUUAAAGCUAUGCAUGUUCAAACAAAAGCUGGUUAUGAUUCAAGAGUAGCUAUAGCAAGAAAUAAUUUAUUAUAUAGUAUUUCUGGUGCAUCAAAUAUUAUUGAAGCUUUGUCAAAAACUACAAAUUUACCAAUUGUUCUUCAUAACUCUAGUUUGGAUAUCUUUUAUUUAUAUGAAUAUUUUGUUGAACCAUUACCUAUGGUUUAUGAAACAGCUAAAAGAUAUAUCAAUUUUACAUUUCCUUCUAUUAUUGAUACUAAAUUUCUUAGUAUGAUAUGUAGUUCGGUUUUUAAAAAUGAUUGUCACAGAUUACAUGGUUAUGAUUUAAAAUAUUUAAAGAAAUAUUUUGAUUCAAAAAAUUCAUUAAACAAAAAAAUAUCUGGUCUUAGUUUAAUGAAUAUUGAUAUACAUCUUUUUUCUAAAAUAUCAAGAAAAAAAAUUAAAACAGCUACAAAAUAUCAUGAUGCUGGUAAUGAUUCAAUGAUAACAGGAGAAGUUUUUUUAAGACUUGCAAGUUGUUAUGUAUUAAGUAUUCAAUCAAACAUAUCAAAUAUGUCUAUAUCAUCAUUAAAACCAUUAAAUUAUCGUUUUCGUGAUUUAAUGUAUAUAAUGAGACCAGCAGUAGUUAAUAAAAUACCAUUGGCUUUUAUUUCUACUCCAUUUAUGAAUCUUGCAGGUCAAGAUCCUGAACCCUUUGAAUUAUAUCAUAUUUUACUUAGAAAAAAAAGAUUUCACUUUGAUGGUGUUAAUGGAAGUAAUUUAAUAAUGAAUUGGAUUAAAAAUCAAUUUUUAAAAAUUUCAAAAGAUGAUUUUGAUAUGGUAAAUGAGCAAAUUAAACAUGAGCUUAGUAUGAUCUCUAUGACGGCAAAAAAUAAAUAUGAAAUAAAAAUAAAGGAGGAUGGAAAUAGAAUUGAAAUUUGUUCUCUAAGCCAUGAUGUGCAUUCUGAAAUUCUUAGAAUAUUUGGAAACAAUCGAUCCAACACAUUUGAAAUAUGUGAUUCCUGUAAAGCAUUUGCAAUAUAUGGAAAUACACUAAAUGAGAAAAAAUCAUUUUUUGGUUCAUUAUUUAAAAAUAAUAGUUUGGGAGCAACUGCAUAUGUUAUUUCAUGCGUUUCUUUAAUUGCGGGUAUUUCAAUUAUUGCCAGUAUCUCAAAUAAUUGGUCUCCCUUAAGUAUUAAAUAA
Messenger RNA from Strongyloides ratti, 1938 nucleotides. RefSeq names its product Poly(A)-specific ribonuclease PARN. Gene Ontology annotation, cellular component: cytoplasm. The transcript is spliced from 4 exons. NCBI's taxonomy places the organism in Eukaryota, Metazoa, Nematoda, Chromadorea, Rhabditida, Strongyloididae. The record is from RefSeq and is a predicted model, not a curated record. Gene Ontology annotation, molecular function: RNA binding; 3'-5'-RNA exonuclease activity. The coding region runs from base 1 to 1938 and encodes 645 amino acids.